UUAUGGUCAGCAUUUUUAUAAUGGUCCUGCUGACAAUGUUGUUCACGGGUUGAGCGGUCAGAUAAGUUCAUCUCUUCUAGCCCUACGCCAUCUCAAGCACUAGAUCUUAGCGGAAAUGGCCUCGGGGGUAAUAUGCCUAUACCAGAAUUCAUGGGUUAUCUCAAGAGCUUGACGACAUAUCUCGACCUCUCAAACAUGAAUUUGAGUGGUCAAGUACCUCCUCAGCUAGGAAACCUCACCAAACUGAAAUACCUCAACAUAAAUGUCAGCUACAGCCUCUAUAAUCAAUAUUCAUAUGCAUCAGAUGUUUCAUGGUUAGCAAAUCUUCACUCGCUGGAGCAUCUUGACAUGAGCACUGUGGACCUUAGCGCAGCGGUUGACUGGGUUCAUUGGGUGAACACCCUCCCAAAUUUGAGAGUUCUAGAUCUCAGUAAUUGUGAACUUAAUAGUUCCAUCCCAUCACUUCUACACAAAAACCUUACGGUGCUUGAAAAUCUGGAUCUCUCCCUUAACUCUUUUCAGAGUCCUGCUGCACCCAAUUGGUACUGGGAUGUGACUAGCCUCAAGAGUCUAAACCUAGCUGCCUCGGGUUUGUUAGGCCCCUUUCCUGACGAAUUGGGUAACUUGACCAAGUUGCGCAACCUUGCUAUGGAAUCCAAUGAAAUCCAGGGGAUGAUACCAUCAACACUGAACAGAAUGUGCAGUUUACAGAAUAUAUACCUCAGCCAGAUCAAUAUCGGUGGGGAUAUAGCACAUCUAAUGGAUAGGAUACCAAAAUGUUCCCUGAAUAGUUUGCAAGAGCUAUUUUUGGAUAGAACCAACAUCACUGGCACGAUAAUAGAAUCAGUAUCCAACUUCACUGCCUUAAGCAUUCUUGACAUCAGUUACAACCACUUGAGCGGUUCUUUGCCUGUGGAGAUUGGAACGUUAAAAAAUUUGACUGAGUUGAUUAUUCCUGGUAACGGCUUCAGUGGUGUGAUAUCAGAAGAACACUUCUCUGGUUUGACGAAUUUGAAGUACAUUGACUUGACUGAUACACAUCUUCAAGUCAUGGUAGGCUCGGAUUGGGAACCCCCGUUCGAUCUGCACACGGCAUAUUUAUCAUCCUGUUAUUUGGGUCAAAUCCCUAAUUGGCUUCGAUGGCAAAAAAGCAUUUCAUACCUCAACAUUUCAGACACAGGUCUCAUUGGUACGAUCCCGGAUUGGUUUUGGAAUACAUUUUCUAAUGCCACAUCUUUGGACCUCUCUUACAACCAACUUUCUGGUAAGUUACCUCUUGAUUUGGAGUUCAUGUCUUCAACGGUGCUUCUUCUCCAGUCAAAUAAUUUAACUGGUUCAGUACCAAGGUUACCAAGAAGCAUUUAUUUAUUGGACAUCUCAAAAAAUUCUUUAAAUGGACAACUUCCAUCAAAUUUUGGAGGCCCAAAUUUACAGGUCGCAGUUCUGUUUUCCAAUCGUAUAACUGGGAUCAUUCCUGACUCAGUUUGUCGAUCACCUCAACUGCAGAUCUUAGAUCUUUCAAACAACCUGCUUACAAGGGGACUACCAGAUUGUGACAGAGAAGGGUUGAAACAACAGAAUCAAUCUAGGAGCAACUCAUCAAGGGUCGGCUUCGGCUCUGCACAUUCUUACAGUUUGAAAAUCAGUGCUCUCCUUCUAAACAACAAUUGUCUUUCAGGUGGAUUUCCUUUAUUCUUGAAACAAUGCCAAGAUCUUGGAUACCUCGAUCUAAGUCAAAACAGAUUCAGUGGAAAGUUACCUGCCUGGAUAAGUGAUAACAUGCCUAAAUUGGUAAUGUUACGGCUAAGAUCUAACUACUUUUCAGGUCAUAUUCCGAUUGAAACAACAAGGCUAUCUUAUCUUCGUAUUUUUGAUCUCGCAAACAACACCUUCUCUGGGGUUAUACCACAAUCUCUUGCAAACUUGCAAGAUCUCACUACCACUGAGGAUGUAGACCCAUUUAAUCCUUUCGUUGAACUUUAUCAGUCUGGGAAUUUUUUGUAUUAUAUGGGUAUGUCUGGUGAUAGCUUUUCGUUGGCAACUAAAGGACAAGUGCUUCAGUACAAUGGGAAUGCCGUAUUUUUUAAGAGCAUUGACCUUUCUUACAACAGGUUAGUCGGAAAAAUACCUGAAGAAAUAGGCUCACUUCUUGGGCUAAUAAAUUUGGAUUUAUCAUCAAACUUCAUAAAUGGAAGUAUCCCAUAUAAGAUAUGCAAUCUACAAGGCUUGGAGUCUCUCGACUUGUCCAACAACCAACUUUCUGGUGAAAUUCCUUGGUGCUUGUCAAAUUUGACUUCACUGAGCUAUCUGAAUUUGUCCUACAAUAACCUAUCAGGUAGGAUACCCUCAGGACAUCAAUUAGACACUCUCAGGGCAGAUGAUCCUACUUCAAUGUACAUUGGCAAUCCUGGUCUUUGUGGACGUCCACUGCCAAAGGUAUGUCCUGGAGAUCAGCCGCCAGUACAAAGAGAUCCCGUCAUAUCGCAUGAAGAUGACAAGGCUCAAAUUGAUUUUCAUCUCGGUCUGAUCAUGGGAUUCUUGGUAGGCCUUUGGAUAAUAUUUUGUGGCCUUCUGUUUAAGAAGACAUGGAGAUAUGCCUAUUUCAGCCUAUUCGACAAACUGUAUGACGUUCUAUGUCUGUUUUGUAGUCACUUGUCAACUAUGGUUCACAAAGGCAGCUCCAAACUGAUUGAGCUCUAUAAGGGGUAGAAGUACUAUAUAUGGGAAAAUAACGCUCCAAUCCAUGGAGCAUUUAAUUCUAUGUAAUACUAGAUUGUUAUACUGUAAAUUUCCAAUGUAAGGGAUUGCUGAUCAUAUAAUAAGGGUAGAAGCAGGAGAAGAAGAACAUAUUAUUGAAUCUAUAUGUUUAAUAUAUCAUCGCCAUGUACAAGCAGGAUAUUAUCCUCUCAUUGCCAUAAGUUGCUGUAAUCUUAGCAGACAAGGAAAGUUGUAACAAACUGUA
Messenger RNA from Setaria italica (foxtail millet), 2962 nucleotides. Its product is annotated as receptor-like protein 12. Gene Ontology annotation, molecular function: protein binding. NCBI's taxonomy places the organism in Eukaryota, Viridiplantae, Streptophyta, Magnoliopsida, Poales, Poaceae. Bases 133 to 2709 code for a protein of 858 amino acids. The record is from RefSeq and is a predicted model, not a curated record. The transcript has a single exon.